AUGGCUCUCUCCGUAUCCGGCUACUCGCCCAGUUUCAAGAAGCCCCCUGAGAAAUUGCGGCUCCGCCGGAAAAGAGCUUGGAAACACGGGGCUACCGCCUCCCGGACUCCGGAGCUGGCACCCCGACGCGCCGCGCGGGCCGCAGGACUACCUCUCCGCCCCUUCCCGGCGGUGGGGAACACAGGGAGCGGAACCCCGGGCCGGAGGAACCCCUUCGCCCUCCUGGACAACAGGCCGGCGGCCGCCGCCGAAGCCCUCGACGGGCAGCCCCGCGGGCACCUUGAAGCGUUAGGCCGGGUUUUAGAUUCUAAUCAAGAAAAUGAUUUGCUAUGGGAAGAAACGUUUACUGAAAGAACAACCAAUGUUCAUUUACCCAAGACUCUGAAACUUUCUCCAUCUGAAACUGAUAUUCCAUCCUCGGAAAGUACUGAGUUACCUGUGGAUUGGAGUAUUAAAACUAAACUCCUUUUCACAUCUUCUCAACCCUUUGCCUGGGCAGAUCAUUUGAAAGCACACGAAGAGGCUCAAGGUCUUGUCCAGCACUGUAGGGCAACAGAAGUUACCUUACCUCAAAGUAUACAGGAUCCCAGACUCUCCACUGAGCUCCGCUGUGCCUUCCAGCAAAGCCUCAUCUACUGGCUCCACCCUACCUUGCCAUGGCUGCCACUGUUCCCUCGUAUUGGAGCAGAUAGAAAAAUAGCUGGAAAGACAAACCCUUGGUCAAAUGAUGAAACCCUGCAACACAUUUUAAUGAGUGACUGGUCUGUGAGCUUUACUUCUCUAUAUAAUCUACUGAAAACAAAACUUUGCCCAUAUUUCUACGUUUGUACCUAUCAGUUUACUGUCCUGUUCCGGGCAGCAGGAUUUUCAGGAAGUGAUGCCAUCACAGCUAUCUUAUCUCCCACAACGAGAGGUUUAAGAGAAGCUAUGAAGAAUGAAGGUAUUGAAUUUUCUCUGCCUCUAAUAAAAGAAAAUGUCUGUAAGAAGAAAGCCUCUGGAACCAGCUUGGGACGUGGAGAGUAUCAAGCAAUCAGUGAUGAGGAUGAAGAGGAAAGUUUUUCCUGGCUGGAAGAAAUGGGUGUGCAAGAUAAAAUUAAAAAACCAGAUAUACUCUCUAUCAAGCUGCGUAAAGAGAAACAUGAAGUACGAAUGGAUCACAGGCCUGAGUCUGUUGUAUUGGUGAAAGGGAUCAACACUUUUACAUUGCUUAAUUUUUUGAUCAACUGUAAGAGUUUAGUUGCCACCUCAGGUCCUCAGGCAGGACUUCCACCAACUCUGUUAUCCCCUGUAGCUUUCAGAAAUGCCACAAUGCAGAUGCUUAAGGCACGAAGUGUAAAUGUGAAGACACAAGCUCUUUCUGGAUACAAAGAUCAAUUUAGUUUGGAGAUUACAGGUCCUAUCAUGCCUCAUUCUCUACAUUGUGUGACCUUGCUACUCAAAUCUUCCCAGGGUGGGUCUUUCUCAGCAGGACUGUAUACACAUGAGCCAACUGCUGUAUUUAAUAUCUGCCCACAAGUGAAUAAAGUACUAGAUAAGGAGAGUGUUCUUAAGGAGCUUGCCAAUUGUGGGUUGCAUCCCAAGACCCUGGACCAACUCAGUCAAAUACCAGUACUGGGGAAAUCAUCUUUACGGCAUGUGGAAAUGAAUGACUACAUUUAUAACUGGAGAUCCUGA
This is a messenger RNA of Orycteropus afer afer, 1674 nucleotides long. It is a transcript of the gene DONSON, whose product is annotated as DNA replication fork stabilization factor DONSON. Lineage: Eukaryota; Metazoa; Chordata; Mammalia; Tubulidentata; Orycteropodidae. Bases 1 to 1674 code for a protein of 557 amino acids. Gene Ontology annotation, cellular component: nucleus. Gene Ontology annotation, biological process: nuclear DNA replication. The transcript has 10 exons. The record is from RefSeq and is a predicted model, not a curated record.